Messenger RNA from Podarcis lilfordi (Lilford's wall lizard), 19063 nucleotides. The record is from the annotation of a GenBank genome assembly. NCBI's taxonomy places the organism in Eukaryota, Metazoa, Chordata, Lepidosauria, Squamata, Lacertidae.
GUAAUCUAUAAAAGUAAUAAAUAUUAUUUAAAAAAACAAACAAAUGCCUCAUAACAGUCCUCUAUUUUUCAUGACUUGAUUUUGCAAAAAUCUUAAAAUAAGUCACUUUUUUCUUUUUUCUUUAAAAAAAGUACAGUGGUACCUCAGGUUAAGAACUUAUUUCAUUCUAGAGGUCCGUUCUUAACCUGAAACUGUUCUUAACCUUUAGCUAAUGGGGCCUCCCACUGCCGCCGCCCCGCCACCGCGUGAUUUCUGUUCUCAUCCUGAAACAAAGUUCUUAACCCAAGGUACUAUUUCUGGGUUAGUGGAGCCUGUAACCUGAAGCGUCUGUAACCCGAGGUACCACUGUAACCAAAAGUGACUUACAGAGAAAGAACAAAUAUUAAAACCAAAGUAAAACUAAGACAGAGUAAAAUAUAAAAACAAAUUCAGAUUUACAAUUAGGCAGGACUCAAGACAUCCCAUCCACUGAAGCAGGCCACAGAAGAUUAAAGGUUGGUGAAAAAGAAAUGUUUUUGCCUGGCCCCUAAAGGUAGAUAAUGAGGUUGCCAGGUAUGCCUCCCUGGGAAGAGUGCUCCAUAAGUGAAGAGCCAUCACUAAGGUGGUGUUUACUCAGGUCAACGCCCUAAGCAACUGCCUGAAGGAGGAGGAUGACCACAUGGUUCAUGUGGAGAGUGGUAGUCCUUGAGGUAUUGGGAUCUUGAGCAGCAUAAGGCUUUAAAGGUCAAAACCAAUACCUUGAAUUGAGCAUUGAAAUUCACUGGAAGCCGGUGCACUCACGCCAGAAUUAGUAUUAAUGUUUAGACUGCCUUGUUUCUGGUCAACAAUCUGGCGGACAAUUUCUGUACCAGCUGCAGUUUCCAAACCAUCUUCAAAGGUAGCUCCACAUAUGCUACAUUGAAGUAAUCUAACCUAGAGGUUACCAGAGCAUAGACAACAAAAGCUAAAUGACUGCAUACAUAUAUAACAUCCCUGUCAAGUUGCUACUAUUCCUAUUUUACAGAUACGGGUUUUAUUGUUAUUUCUUUGCCUAUAUAGCUUGAUCUGCAGCCCUUGGUAAGUGAUAAUUCUCUCCAUUAUGAAAAGCUUCAGCUGCUCAUUUCUGCAGAUCUUGCUGCAAUGUUACAGGCACAAAAGCAAGUCAGGCAUGCUUUUUCUUUUUCCUCCUGAACAGUUGGCAGUCCUAUUACUGAAUGGGAAACCAAGAUUGAGAGACAGUUACUAAGGCCAUACAACGAACCCUUGGAAAGGGAGAGGGGAAGACUUUCUGUCUAUCAGACAAACAUAAAUGACUGUUAUCAAGUGAGUGGGUGCAGGCAGGGUGCUUAUGGUGCCUGGUAAAGUCUCCCACUCCAACCCAGGCCUGCAAGUAUUAGGGCUACAUGAAAGGAAAGAAGCAGAGGGUCAAACUGGUAGAAGUCAUGGGUGACUUCAUGUUACCUAGCUACUUGUAUAUACAUUUUGAAUGAAUCACUUCACAUGUUUGAGGAUUACUAGUAAAACCCUUAAACUUUUUACGCGUAAAAGUUCUCUCAUAUAUCUUGUGAAUAUUUGGGGAUUUGUAUUAAGUUCUCUUGAACAGGGCCCGCACCCGUUUUUUAAAUAGGUAAUAUGAGCUAGCUGAUAGUGACAUUUUCUUCAGGUGACCUAAUGCAAUGGUACUUUUGGGAGGGUGAGAGAAUAAACAAAGAUAAGCAAAAUACACAAAAGUGUAUUUUGCAUAUACUGAAAUAGAAAACCAUGCCCUGCACUGAAGCACUGCAACACCUUUUGGUUCCAGGAAGCAAUGCUAUUUUAAGCAAAUAGCAAUAAUGCAAGCCAAACUUCAUAUAUCGACCAGAAACCUUCUUUGUAGGUCACUAUGCAGCAAAUUAAGCAUUUUAAAAACAUAUCUAUAUAACUGCUUCAUUACUUCUUCAUAUACAAAAGCAUAGUCUGAAACUAAUGGUAUCCCUGCCCCCAAUCCAUAAAAGACCACAUAGGAACAUCAUAAAUUUGUUGGUGAUAGAAUGUGGCACCUAUUUUAUCUGAAAAAUUAUAGAUUCCCCCCUCCCCACCUAUAUUUAGAGGAACAGAUUCAGUUCAGCACUGCAAAAUAGUAUCUUAAGAAAUACUGUAAAGGCUGGGCUUUGCUCUUCAUUUCAUGUGCAAACAAUGACAUGAAGAGGAAGGUGAUCUUUAACUUACAACAGAACAUUUGCACAUUAAUUCAAAUCCUCUGGCACCCUAAAGUGCCCUAUCCUAAACAUUCAUUUGAAAGCAGUGGAACUUGUUUACAAGUUACCCUGAUGAGCAGAGCAUAGGGGAUUCAAAAAGGUAACAUGUAAGUAAUACAUAAUUUUACUGGGAAGUGGGAGCAAAUACACUGAACAGCCAGUCUUCUUGUUGCCUGCUUGGGCGGGUGGGGGGUGGAUUUUGUCCUUUUUACAGGCUGAAGCAUCCCUGGAGAACCAAAACCCUGGCCUGGCCUAGCUUGUAGCUCUUCUCCACAGCAAGGGGGGGGGGGUACUUAUUAAAUGCCUUGAUGCUGGCAGGGAACCCAAACCACCUGCUGUGCUCCCGGCCUGUAAGGGGCACCUGCAGACUCCGCAGGAGGGGGGUGGUUCUGCGGUCAGGACCGCUCCAGGGCACCGGUUUCCGUGUCUGACAUGACACCCCCCCCCGUCGCCACAACUUCCCUCCCCUGGGAAUCAGCCUGGACCCCCGCAGGACCGUCCCAUGGGAGCAGGAAGGGAGCAGGGAGCAGGACAAGCCUCACAUCCUUAUUCUGAAACUGAGAAGAAUCUCCCAGAGGUCCAGGCACCCCCUCCAGCCAUGCCCCCCCAUGGAGGCCGGAGGGGCGGCAAGGCUUCGCUCUCCUCGUCCAACGAAGAGCCCGAGAGAAGCCGAAGCCGCGUCGCCUCGCUCCACCUGUUCAGUCCGGAUUCAAAAGCAGGAAGGCGAACCCGAGGACGAGGCCCCCGCUGCCAUCUGCCGCAACGCAGCGCCACUUCCCCCUCGCCGAGGAGGCUCCUCGGGGCGCCAAGCCCUCUCGGGUCCCCCCCCCGGCUCCCCUUCUGUGGGGAGACCCCGCCCCAGAGGGAGAGGGGCUCCGGGAGGAGGAGGAGGGAAGCCCGGGACCCGCCCGGGGGUCUCUCCGCCCGCGCACCCACCUUCCGCCGCUUCGCGCUCCUUGCCGCAGGCGACGCAGUUCGGCCGGCCGAGAAGCAGCCGCGGUGGCAGGACGGACUUGCGGCGGCCCAGGGCCUCCCUCCUUCUUUCUCUCGGCGCGUCUGCACGGCUGCCUCGUCCGUCGCGCCUCUGCGCCGCUUGGUCCCCGGCAACGCGGCUCCCUCUCGCUCGCCCGUUCUCUUCGAAAAGGGGCGGCGGCAGCAGCCGGGCAGCCGCGUCCGCCUCCUCCGGCGGCCAAGUCCCGAGCGGGGCUCCUCGGCGCCCGCCCUCCUUCUUUCCUCCGCUCUCUGCCGGGAGGCAAAGGCGGCCCGCCGGGCCCCGCUCUCUUCCCGCGAAGGGGCGCCGCCGGCUCGGGCCCCUCCGCCCGCCCGCCCGCCCGCCCGCCUUCCUCCGCCUCCCCUCGGCCCCUUCCCUCCUUCAGGCGCCCCUCCCUCCUGGCGGCUCCCCCUCCUCUCUCUCGGCAGCGCCCAGAGGCCGGCGGGCUCGGCUUCUGGCUGGCUCCCUUUAGCGGAGGUUUCGCCUUCCUUCCAGGCCGCACAUCCCUGAAGCCCCGCGCGAGGAGGAGAAGCAGGAGGACUCGGCGCUCGCCCAGGGACUUCCGCGGACUUCCGUCCUGGGGCGCCUGGAAAAGGCCUGAGGCGGCGGCAGGUGAGGCCAGGACUGCCCGGUCCGGCCGAGCGGGGAUUCGAACCCUGCUCUCUCGGGCGCUCUAACCACUGCACCGCAGGGCUGUCCAGACAGACAGACGGAACCAUCCUCCCCAGGCGGCCACAGAGGAACGUCGGAAGCUGCCUUAGAGCAGCGUGGGCAGGUGAGGUUGCAGAGCUCUGCCCCUGAGCGCUGCCCCUUCCCUCACUGGGGUUCAGGCAAGGGGUGGGGGGGACCUCAUUCUUCUGCAAUCAUGGCCUAGGGGCUGCUCCAGCCCCCAGAGCGGGCCCACGGAGUCCGGCUGGCGGAUGCCAGGCCCCCACGGUGUGCCGUUUUGUCCCCCCUCAGGGAUGACACCGGGGUGGAACGCACCCCCACACCUGCCUUCCUACGCCCCUGUGUGUGCUUUUUGCAUAAACAGCCAGUUGUGUGUGAACUUCUAGCCCAGCGUUUCUCCUUGUAUCUUUUCCCAGCCAUUAUCCCAACUGGAUGAACUGAACUCCUUAAAAUGCUGCUACAGCAAUCGUGGAAGAUGGACACUUCUCUAACGCCAUCUCAAGAAGCCCUGCUCCCACUUUCAGAAGACAGACGUCUGGGCUCACUGAAGUUAUGGAGGUGUAUACAAUUAUACAUAUUUAUACGUAUUGAGCUCUGGGCUGGAAAGCAGGAAGCAUUGUUGCUCUGGCGGAUCCGAAUAUGGAUCUGUGGCAGGAAUAGGUUUUUGCUCCAUGUGCAGGGUCCUGCUGCGAAGUGUAAGCUUAGUGCACCACAGGGAAUGGUAUUGGGGCAGGGAGCUUGACAUUUUUGAAAGAAUAAGACCUUUUAAAGGGAAUUGCACAAAAACAGACCUGAAGUUUGUUUGUUUGUUUGUUUGUUUACUGGGCUGUUCUUCUGUGUGAAAUAUUUUUAUCUGCAGCACUUGGGUUUGUGGGCAUAGCCAGGAUUUGGGGGGGAGGGCAGAACCUCAGUUAGUUAAGUAUUUUUAUGUAUUUACUUGAUUUAGGGGGGCAGAUGCCCCCCCCCCCUUGGCUACGCCCAUGGCUGGGUCUGUUGUGGGUGUUUUGGAAGGGGGGUGUCAGACCAACUCUCCAUUUCCAUAGUUUCACUUCUCUAGUUCUAGAGGGGAGUUUAUGGCCCCUUCUAAUGUGUGCAUAUAUGUGAGAAACAUUACAGUGAAAUGCAAAAUCUACAUGGAUCUUGAAGGACAAUUCCAAUUAUCAAUUGCUUGUGGAUCUUUUACACACCAAAAAGAAGGGGAGAUAUAUUUUCCGCAGCAUUGCAAGGAGCAAUAAAAUACCAUCAGUUUUGAUGGAUCACAAAGAUGGGGCUGAGGAACAAGAAGAUGAAGCAUCGUAUAGGAGUGGUAUUAAAGCGAUUAGAGCUGGACAAAUGCAAAGGGCUGCCCAACUAAGGGCCAAAUGACUUAUCUCUUCGGUAAGUGCAGUUUGUACACACUGUCAGCACUGGGAUUGGAGGGCACAUCUGGAUCAGGACACCAGCAUUGAGUAGGUGGGUUUUAACUCUUCACCCUUGCUGUGGGCUCAGUCCAGAUUAGAGACCUUGAACCUGCAGUUUGCAUUGGAAAAAUAAUACCCAUUUGCUUCAGUGGGAGCUUCAGAGCACACACACACACACACACACACACACCGCAUCUAAAUUGCAGGAAGAGGGUCCUUUAUCUAGACUGAGCAGGGGACAAAGAGUUAAAGUCCCCCACACUGGAAUCCUGAUCCAAACUGCUCCUCCUUAUGCCACACUUGGCAAUUUGUGUCAAGCAAACCAAACCAAAACCUUCACUCAAAAGAUGCAGUUUGGUGAUUUACAUAAUGUCUUGUUUGGCCCUGACUGUAGGGAAAAGGUAUGAGGACUAAGGAAAACCAGGCCUGGCAGGGCACUGUUUGCUGCUCACUGGUGGAUAAUUGCCAAAUCCUGCUCUGGGUUAAUUUUGUCCCCCUUUAGGCCUCAUGGCAGUACUCCUUUGCUUUCGUCUUUACUCUUGCAUACUUUCCCUACCUGUGGUGGUUUUCCCUUUCCCAUGAUGUUGUGAGGAAUGGAACUGUAUUUUCACAGAGCAGUAUGCCAGCUGUUUUCCAGCCUAUAGUUCAGCUGCACAAUUUUCUGGCAUAGUGCAACAAACCAUAGAAAAUAUAGUCUUCCCCCUUCCCCAAGAAGCUUUGGCUAAGUUGACUAAGUGAUAAAGAGUUAAUGGGUAAAAACACAGUCUUCAGCCUGAUUCUGGCAGUCCAUGAUCUGCUCCUAAACAACUAAGGCCACGUGCUGCCUCCCCUUUAGGAAGGCCUGUGGUGGCUGCAACUGCAAAUGCAAGCUAUGCCUUGGUAUGGAGGGAGAGCCAGUGGAUAGCCAAAUGACCCAUCAGUGGAGUUACUGUUUAAAACUCUUUGAAAAGAGUUAUAUUAAAAUUUGCUAAUUUCUUGUUUGCUCGUGCACAAACAAGCCUUCCAGCCCCACAAACAGCUUGCUUCAUCCAGGCAAGCAAGAGACGUGACUUCAGUUCAAGACAGUGACAGAUCCACACAUUUUGUCCUAGGGAGCAGAAGUCUGCCCCUUCUGCACUUUGGGGCAGCAGAGACACUGGUUGCGAUCUUUGAACUGUAGCUGUUGAGGUAUUUUGGGAUGGACCUUUGCCCUUGAGGAUGCUAUAUUUGUGGAGUGUCAAAAGAGAUACCAGGAUGGGGAUGGAGGCAGCCAAGAACUGGGGAGAGGCAGCAGAAGAAAGUGCAUGCUAGAGAUGGACUCCUUUCUGCCGUUUACUUCAACACAUACAAACACAUCCCUCCCCUUGCACAGAAAGCCACCUAGGUCUGGGCCACAUUCCCUUCCUUCUCCGAGUUCUCCAUUGCAUACCGCAAAGGUUAAGUUUUGAGGUGAAACCAGCAACACAAGGAGUAUCAGAUCUGAAAUAGGAAAAUGGAGGGACAGAGACCUAAAAAAUGGGCAACAUGGUCCUACCCACCACGAAAGAGCAGCCCCUUUGUACGGGUAGGAUAUUUGCUGGGGGUGGACAGAGUGUGGCUUCUCCAAUAGUUGGUAGAGUAAGCACCUGCAUUACAGCCAGCAAUCUCCAGGCACUCAAGCAAAAGGUAACAGGAGAUGAAUGGAAAGAUGGACGAGAGAAACCAGGUAGGAGCUCCAGGCAUUGUGUCAAGCUUCUCCAGCCAAAGGAGCCUCCCUUGUGUUGGUUGCCUGCUUUGCCCAUUGUUGGGCUCCACCUGCCCCACCAACACCAAUCCCUUUAAAGUUGCCACUAAUGGAAACAUGGGCGUUGGAUAGGGCCUAAACCUGGAAGCUUUUGGACUGAGAAUGCUUUGUUCCCUGUCAUUUACCUUUAACUAGUUUUAUAAGUUAGGAAGGAACAAAAGCACCUGAUUAUUAUUAUUAAUUAUUUAGCACAUUGUUUUUUAUUAAUAGUAGCCAUGUAAGAUUGUCUUCCAUAAACACGGUUUUAACAAUGAGUCUGUAAGUGACCGUGGAGGCCAAUUCUGGAUCCACACGUCCUUCCACAGUGGGGACAUUGGUUCCCGGGUGGGAGUUGAUCACGGUGUGGAUUUGCCAAGCAUGCCUUUCUCUUAGCAUGUUUCUCCCUUGCGUUCUGAGUUUGACUGUCUUCAUAGUCCAUGACACCUUUGGUAAAAAGGCUGUUCUCCAACUGGAGAGCUCACAGGCCAGUGUUUCCCAGUUGUCGGUGUUUAUACUACAUUUUUUUAGAUUUGCCUUGAGACAGUCUUUAAACCUCUUUUGUUGACCACCAGCAUUACACUUUCCAUUUUUAAGUUCGGAGUAGAGUAGUUACUUAGGAAGACAAUCAUCAAGCAUCCGCACAACAUGACCAGUCCAACGAAGUUUAUGUUGAAGAAUCAUUGCUUCAACACUGGUGAUCUUUGCUUCAUCCAGUACACUGUCUGGAUCCAGUUCUGUCUUCCCAAGUGAUGUGGAAGAUUUUUCAGAGACACCAUUGAUGGAAUCUUUCAAGAAGUUGGAGAUGGCGUUUGUAAGUGGUCCAUGUUUCACAAGCAUACGGUAAGGUUGGUAGUACAAUAGUUUUGUAAACAAGCAUUUUGGUUUCCCUGCCAAUGUCCUCAAACACUCUGUACUUCAAUCGGGAGAAAGCCGCACUUGCAGAGCUCAGGUGAUGCUGAAUUUUGGCAUCAAUGUUGACCCUUGUAGAAAGAUAACUGCCUAGGUAGGAGAAGUGAUCAACAUUUUCCAAUGUUACACCAUUGAGUUGGAUUUGUGGCACUGCAGAGGGGUUAUUUUGUACUUGUUGGUGCAACACUUUGGUUUUUUGGAUGUUGAGCAACAAGCCAAGCUUUUCGUAAGCUUCUGUGAAUAUAUUUAGGAUGGUUUGGAGGUCAUCCGCUGAGCAUGCACACACUACAUUGUCUACCAAACCAAUAACCCUCCUAUCACAAACAUAUUUAAAAGGACAUGAAAUGUUAAUCAGCCCAAGGCACCUAAAGAUAUAUAAUGAAGGCAUAUGAUACAUUGAAUUGUAUAUGCAAAUGAACAGUUUUAUAUUUUCUUAUGGUACUCGUGUGUCCAGUCUUGAGGAAAAUCAACCAGGAAAUUCUACAUUCACUCAACAAAACUUCCCUAUGGACCAUGCUUUUGGUGAUUUCUUGCUUUGGAGUGAUAUAUUAAGAAAUAGGAGUAGCAAGUAUGACUUAUUGUAGCACCAACUAUAAACAGAGCAUUCUUAUGUCACACUUGCCAAUUCCUGCUCUUGUUUUCUGGAAUAAUAAUAUCCAAAUUUCCAUCUCUGCCAUAUUAAGCAGUUGGUACCUUACCUUUCUCGCCCUGAUCUGACCACAGUGAUCCAUGUGACGGUCACCUCCAGGCUUAAUUAUUGUAACUUGCUCUAUGCAGGGCUGGCCUUGAAGCUGACCCAGAAAUUCCAGAAUGCCGCAGUGAGGCUCCUUUGGGGUCCUUGCCGCGGGAUCACAUUCAUCCAGUGCUUUACCAACUGCACUGGCUCCCGGUGGAGUACAGGGUCAGGUUUAAGGUGCUGGUUUUGACCUUUAAAGCCCUAUGCAGCCUAGGACCCUCAUACCUACGGGACUACCUCUCCUGGUAUGCCCCACAGAGGACCUUAAGGUCCACAAAUGACAACAUUUUGGAGGUCGCAAGGUGGUUAGAUUGGUCUCAACUAGGGCCAGGACCUUUUCAGUAGUGGCCCCGACUUGGUGGAACGCUCUGUCACAAGAGACUAGGGCCCUGUGGGACUUGACAUCUUUCCGCAGGGCCUGCAAGACACAGCUGUUCCACCUGGCCUUUGGUUUGGACUCAGUCUGACGCUUAUGUUUCCCUCCCCUUAUGGUUUUGAUCUAUGGGCUAUUUUUAAAAUGAGGCUGCAUUUUAAAUUGCAUUUUAACCUGUAUUUUAAAUUGGGGUUUUUUUUCCUAUUAUGUUUUUACUGUAAUUUUACUGGUGCCUGGCUCUGGCCAGGGAGGGCGGGGUAUAAAUAAAAUUUAUUACUAUAAUUAAAAGCAAUGAAACAGCAGGUUCUUACUAACGUAAGUAUGUGUUUGGAUUUAAAUACCUUAUCCACUCCUUGAGACAGCUCAAGAAGCUUGCAUAAAAACAGCUUUCACAAGGGUGUGUGUUGUUUAGUAAUUACUAAUAGUGAUCAGACUCUAGUAGGCAUAAUAAGCUCUACUCAAUAGGGUUGUGCUUCUUAUCAUAAUUGGACUUUGUACUUGCUGUCACAGAGCUGAGGCAAAACAAUUAAAGAUAAAUGUCACUGGAGGUUCAAGACUGAAUACAAAUUGUUCUUUCUGGCUUAGGUUUAAUAGCUGAUGUCCUUGUUUUACCCAGUUUGACCCCUGCUUGGUAUAAAUCAAUGGACCACUUUCCUGCUGUGCAUUUUUACAAGGUGUAAAUAUAACGCUACACAAGCAAAACAUACAACUUUACAGGUCAACUCCUACUUUCUCUCCAGUUCUCUACACUGUUUUCUAAUCAACGCAAGUCUCUUGUUACAUUCGUCCUUAGAAAACAACAGCCUUAUUUUAAGAUGCUGAGGCACAUGCCCAAGGCCUUGAAAACAUUUAUGUCUGUCAUUCCGUUAGACUACAAAGGCUGUUUGAAAAUUUAGCCAGGAAACCUACGGCUGCAAUCAGUAGCCUACUUUCUCUGGAGCAGAGCCACUUACUUUGAUGGGACUUCUUCAGAAAGAAUGUCAUGCGGACUAUAACAAAAACUGCUUUUAACACUCUUGCUUAUUCUAGGAAUAUAUAUAAAGAAGAUUCUCGUCAUCUCUGGACUUUAACUGGCAAGCUCUGAUUUCUGUGUUAAUUACAAACUUUUGCAAGGUACAAAGUAAACGUGCCACUUUUUGCUCUACCAACUUGCCUCUGGCUCCAGCCACUUCUGGCAUGUAGCCCCUGAGAGGCUCAGUAUAAGGGAAUGUGGCCCCAAGACCUUAGGGCCUCCUGUUUUUAGGCCCUCAAUUUCCCAGCUUGUUCACAGAGCUCACUGGGUGACCUUGGGCUGCUCUCCCCAGCAGAAAGGUGUGUGCGUGUGCACGUGUGUGAAGAGGUGAGUAUGGUGAAUUAUUUCUGCUUGAAGACUUCAUCUUUGAUUUGUUAAUUUCAGAUAAUUGCUUGGAUCCUAACUAACCCCCCAUGAACAGAGGUGCUCCUUCUGCUCGUGGAAGAAACUGGAAUCCAGCUGGAGUGCAGAAGUGAGGCAGCAUUUUCCUUUUUUUUUUUUAAAGCAAUUUAUUGGGUUUUACAAUAAAAAUAAACAUAUUAAACAAUAUAACCUUUGUCUUGACAUAAUUUCACAUUUUCUUUGGACUUCCUCACAUCUCCCACUCCCACUUUCAUCGUUAUAACAUUUUGUCAGCAAUUUAUCAUCUUAUUUAAAUUCUUAUAUCGCUUCUAUAUUUCAUAACCUUAUAAUUUUCAAAGGGAAUUAAAUUUUCACAGUCUUACUUAUUUUCAUAGAAAACUUCUAAAUUUAGUGGUGCUCAGUUAUUUUGGUCUAGCAUCUUACUUAGCAUUCACUCAAAUUGCAAUAUUUUUGUAAAUAGUUCUUGAAUUUCUUCCAAUCCUCCUCAAUCCUUUCUUCUCCCAGGUCACGGAUUCUGCCGGUCAUUUCAGCCAGUUCCAUGUAGUCUAUCAGUUGCAUCUGCCAUUCUUCCAGUGUGGGUAGAUCUUGGGUUUUCCAAUGUUUUGCAAGAAGUAUCCUUGCUGCUGUUGUUGUGAGGCAGCAUUUUCCACUGACCUCCCAUUCCCCUUGCAACCCCCUGCACCACUUCAAGGGGCAGCAAGGGGAAGAGAACAGCGAACGUCACCUUUCCCCUUCCCUCCUUAUGCCCUUUGGGAUGGUGAUUACAUGGGGAGCGCCCUUCAAAUGCUACAGCAGCAGCACAAGAUGAAAUGAUGGCCAUGUGGUUCCCAUGGAGCUAUGAAGUGUACCUGGGUCUCCCUGCAGAUGAGCAGGACCUAUACAUAGAAACUUUAUUUGCAUUAGCCACUAGCCAUAGCAAUAAAAUAAAAUGAACAGGUCCUAUGGAAGCAAGGGGAAUGAGAUUCCAGUUGCAAAUGGUGGCCUGCAAGAGUCUUUUAAAAGAUCUAUCUGGGCACUGUCUGGAGCCUUUGCCUAUUCUGAUUGGUAGUCAAAAUUCCUGACCAUUCCAAAUAGUUUCUAACUCUAGAAGUAUUCUAGAGUUGGAAGAAGCAUAAAAGCCACCAAGCCCAACCAUCUCCCUUAAGACUGAGGCAUCUACUUAUUUGUGCCCCCACAGCCCUCCACCCGCCUGCCAUCUGGACGCCCAUAUGCCACUUAAGGAAGCUUCAUUCCAAUAAGGUCUUAGACCAGUUAAGUGCUUAUGGGCAAAUAAGUUCCAGUGGCUUAGAUGGGUGAGACAACUUUCAGGUGAGGUGGGGAAGGGGAAGUGUUGGCUCCUCGUUCCAGUAUCAGCUGUUCCCCAACACCCCUGAAUCAGAUGUCAGGCCAAAAUAAAAAGCUUCAAAUAAUUUCCUCAUGGUGACUUAGGUGGUUGAGUGCUGACAAGAUCAGAGCCCAAACAGGGCAGCUUAAAAAUAAAAAGGGGUGUGUGUAUGUAUCAGCAUUCUCGGUUGAAUCCUGAGCUAUGCAGAAGUACAAAGCAAAAGGGUCACUUCCGUCAAAACCAGCCCAAUGGCAAUUAAACAUGCCCAGUUGCUUCCAGGAACCAUGCAAUACUGAGUACCAUAUUGGUCCGAAUAUAAGACACACCCGCAAAUAAGCCACACCUUUAAAUUUCAAGGCUUAUUUGCGGGUGCGGCCUGCCUCCCGGCACUCCCUCCCCAAGCUGCCAAGCGGGACACCAAGCGGCAGCCGCCCCCGUCCCCCGUUCAGGGCGGUCAUGCCGGGAGGCGGGCGCACAGCGCUCGGUUCCAAAUAUAAGAUGCACGUCAACUUUUCAAAUUUGGGGGAAAGUGCGGCUUAUAUUCGGGCCAAUAUGGUAUUAGUUGGAAACAAAAAAAUGAAAACCGGAGAGGCAGGAGAGUGCACUGGCCUAUUUGAUCCCUUUUACAGUUGAUCCUGGAGGAGGAAAAGAGCAAGGAUGGCUGGUGGACUUGCAGGAAUCUAGAGUAGGAAUACUCUUCUUAGGGUGUGAGGAAGAUACAUUGCAACACUUUGUUGUAGGACCUACUAAUCCUAUAAAAGCUGAUUACAAUGCUGCAAAGCACAAAGGAUUAGUUACAAAUGAAAUUAACAAUACUUGUUCAUGAAAAAAAGCAUUCUGAAUAAAUCUUAAAGUAAUAAUUAAAAGAUGACAAAAAGAAAACAUGCCAAUUUAACCAUGUGUUUAAUGGCUAAAAUGCCAAAUUACAGCCCUCUGUGUUAUAACAUCCCACACUGCCAGAAUUUUCUUCAAUUCUCAGUAUAAAUUUUUGUGGGGAGAAUGGCUGUGGGGAGGGAUAAUGAUUGAAAAUCAAGCAUCCUGCCUGAAGACCUUCCCCUAGCACAAAACUGCCAUUGGCUACCUGCACCAAAACGACUACCCCAAAAUAAAGAAUAAGGCUGCACUCCUAACCAGGGGUGGCUGAACAUGCCAAUUUCAGUUUUGCUCAGUUUCUCAUUUUUCCACUCUUGAGUUUAGUUCUCCACAUUUCUAUAUUGGUUUGUGAAUUUUUUUAAAAGUCCACAUUAAUAUUCAUCAGCAUUUUGCUGUGAAUUUGUCAUCAUAUACAAAUUUAUGUAUGUAAAUUUAGCUAUUAUAUAUGUUUGCAUGCACACUUUACCUUAGUAUAUGGUUUUUUGUGUACAUUACCCGGCUGGAGAACUGCACUGCAACAUUCAGAAAACUGCACAUUUUGAAUGGCUCCAUUUCUGUUCUCAUAUCAUUUCAGAAUGUGUGAAUUCUGUAGGUUGAGGUUUACCUUUAAAUGCAAACUGAAUCAAUUUCCCCCAACCCUACUCCUAACCUCACAUAUUUGUGAAUAACUCAAUAGGAUUUACUUCUGAGUAGACACAAUUAGGGUUGCCCUAUAAGUCUUGUCUUCUUCCAGUCUCUUAAUGGCCAGGUGUAUAACUGAGCAUUGAUGUCUUUAGCAUGAGUCAUCCUUUUUGCUUCACACCUAGUGUUUAAUAAGGUAAAGCUGGUAUCAGUCUAGCUAAAAGAUGCUGGUCUAUUAUCCUUUAGCUGAUGACAUCUGAAACAGUUUCUCUUCUGUGUGAGAGCAGUUUUUACCUUCUGCAGGCGUUAUUAUAAUGCCAUGCUAGUUUUUGCCUUAGCAUCAGUUUGGGAAGACAUAUGCCUCUCAUUCAUAGCAAGGGCAAUACUAGCUAAGAAGGACAAAAAACUGAAAGGGGAAUAGGCCUUCCCACUUUCAAAUAUGGCCAUCAGUUUCAAAAUCUUAUGCAGAGGUCAGGGUAUUCCUUAUUGGUGAGAAGUUUAAGAACUUUGGAUCCCUGAUUAAGCAAUGUCUAAAACUUAUUAAAUAAGUAGAUAAAAAUACUCUCUGAGGUUCUUGCUGGCCAUCUUCAUGUGCCUUUUCCCUCCACAUACUGACUCAACAGUAAUGAUAGCUGUAAUAAAACAUCGCCUAAUUUAAACAGGCGGAUAUCUAUGCAGAGAUAUAUGGAGUCAGACCAGGUAAUACAUUUGUUUUCCCAGUUUCUUUAGCAAGUAUGACACGAAUCUGCCAUUGAAAUCAAUGUGUGUAUCUGAAGACGUGUGGAUGCACACGAAAGCUCAUACCAAUAACAAACUUAGUUGGUCUCUAAUGUGUUACUGGAAGGAAUUUUUUUAUAUUGAAAUCAAUGUCAUUGUGGCCAUAAGGAUUGACAUAUAAGGUUGCAAUGUUCUGUUUCCUUACUUGUGAGUAAGUGCUAACUAGCAGCUUCAGUGAAACUCACCAGUAAAGGUGAUCUGGGAUACAUAUCUAUGUUUCUAGGCCACAUGGGACAGGGCACAGAGUGUAACCUGAGUGAUUAAUCUCUCUUCCUUCUGGUAGAUCUUUAGAAGGCAAGUAAAAAUGAUUCUCUUUUGGAGAGCUUUUAUUUAAUUAUUAUCUCUGUAGUUUUAAGUUGGGAAAGUGGUUUUAGAAUUCUUGCCUCAUUUUAAUUAUAUUUUUAUUUUAUUGUUAUGACUGUUCAAAUUAUAUGUACAUUGGUUUUAUUGUUUAAAAUAUUUGUUCUGAGCUAUUUGGAGAGUUAACCCAAUUUUGCCCUAUUUCAAACAAGUACAAACUGUGGACUCAUUUUUUUCAGGAAGUAAAUUCAAGAAGCAGGUGGUUUUGUUUGUGUUGGAGCAUCCAUCUCCAGUAAUGCUUUAUGGGCAGAGAUGUUUUUGGUAUCAGAAUAGAAAUAAUGAGAGAAGAAUUAUGAUUCUCUUAUCAGGCUGUAUUUGCCUUCAGUGAUACUUCCUGCUAAUUCUAUAGCCCAAGUUAAUUCUAACAUUUCUUGGAAAACGCACAGGGUGUUAAAUGAAUCUUAUGUGAUAUAUUUUCUGCCAUCAAUUUUUAAAGAACAUUUCUGUUUAUGAGAAGGCUAAGAGUCCAUGUUUUAACCCACCUUGCCCCCUCAGUCUCUGCCCCCUGCCCCCUUCACAUUUCCUCUCCCAAUUUCAGAUCAGGACAGCCUUCCCUUCCCUGGAGGUUCCAAUCUGCCCAACUAGGCCCAGUUAGGACAAGAAUGGACCACAGACAGAGAACAGGUCUUUUCCAUCUGAAGACCACUAUCAUAUCUCCCCUUAAUCUUGUCUUUAGGCAAAAUAUACUCAGCUCUUUCUUUCUUUCUUUCUUUCUUUUAAAUAAUUUUUUAUUAGAUUUUCCACAAUGAUAACACAAACCACAAAGCAAAAUGUUACACUAAAACAGAAAAAAGAAAAAAAGGGAACAAUAAACAGAUAAACAAUAACAACAAACUUAAUUCUUCACAAAUCCAACCUUUUAAAUAUCUUGGUUGACUUCCUCAAAUCCCUCCCUUCUGAGUUUCCUUGUAAUUAAAAGUAACAGCUUUCCAAUAUCAUUAUUAAACUAAAACAAUUUCCAAUUAUAGUCCAUCUUAUUCACUUUUCUUAACAUUCUAAAACCCAUUUAAAUUAUUUAUUUAUUUAUUUAAUUAUAACUUAGUUUAAUUUAAUUUAUUUAAUUAAUUAUAACUUAGUUUAAUCCUUAGUUGCUUUCAAGUAAUUUCUAAUUUUUUAUAUUAUAAUAUUUAUUCAACAUACUCAGCUCUUUCAAUUAUUUUUUAUAGAACUGGGAUUCCUGACCGUUCACCAUCCUAGUUGCAGUUCUCUGAGCACACUCUGUUUUGUCAAUAUCCUUCUUAAAAUGUGGCACCCCAGACUGGACACUUUACUCCAGAUGUGGCAUUACCAGUCCAUCUGUACAGCAUCAUUGUCUUUGUAGCAGAACAUGAAUAUAAUACCUAGGCAUGCAAGUGCAACUUUACCAACAAAAAUCACAACCUGUUUCCUGAUGAGUGGUAUUAUUCUUUUGCUUAUUUGUUGUACAUCCCUUUUGUGUAAUGGUUUUCUUCCAGAAACCCAGUCUCACAUUGAUUAAAAACACGAUCAAAGUAUGACCCUGUUAUUAUAUUUUGCAGUAGCAAAUUUAGUGUCUUCUUUUUUUCUAAUUAGUCUAAGCUCAAUUUCUAGGGAGAAAGGAUUAGUACAAACACUCUCAUGCCAAAAUGGUAUUAUUAAAAACACAGGCAUCAAAGUAAUAUUUUUAAUAGUGCAGAUUAGAAGUUCUUUUAGGCCCUGUGGAUCAUUUUAAUUUCAUUUCAGUUUCAUAACCUUAGUCAAAAUGUAAUUGCUAGCUCAAGAGGGAUCUCAUUUGCCAUGCUCACAUAGUAACUGAACAUAAUGACUAAAUUUGCUCCUCAGAGUCACAUUGCAGGCUUUUCAUAUAAAAUAGACAAUUGCUGCCUCAUUGAAUUUUCAUCGCAAAUGUCAGUCUGCAGUGGAGAAUUGUGUCUGAGUAAUAGUCUUGUUUUUUUAAAAAAAUAAAACAAAUACAAUAGAAUCCACAUUAUUAGAAGCAAUAUUGAUAGUGGGUUGAUGUACCUGGGACCCAAGGCCUCAGACCUGGUAAUCUAAAACCCUAAUCUCAGACACAUUAAUCAGUGGCAAGGAAAAGACGAUCUGAAUUUAGCUGCUGACAAAAGACAACUGAGGGCAUUGCUUGCCCAAGAGGCACUGGGGUCAACAGUUGUUCUUAUGGUUUACCUACUGAAGUUGCUAGAGAGCUGAUGGAGGGAAGGUCAUUCCAUACAUACUAUACAGCAGACAUGUCCAACACAUUUAUCACGAUCGACUGGUUGACCUGGGAAGAAUUUUGGUUGAUCACCGCUGCCAAGGCAUCACCCUCCCUCCCGAGCAGCCACUGCCUCAUCCCAAGCUCAUGUCACGGGAGGGGCUGUUUUGAUGCUGCUUGCACCCACCCACCCAGCACCCACCGCUGCCCCGCCCAGAGAUCAACAGGUGAAGGGCAGUAUUCAAAUUUAAUAAAAAAUAAAAUAAACCAAAGUAGGGGCGGGGUGGGUGGGGAAACACCCCACCCACUUCCAAAAGUUAAAGGCCACAGGCCUGGCAAGAGAGGAACAUUUUUGUUUGUCGUUUUGCUUGUAUGGAAAUUUUUUUUGUUCCAGUGAACGAAAUGCAGACCUAGGUAUCACACUAACCAGCCUCUGCCUCUUCCCCGCCAGAGAAGCCACCCUCCAGCUGCUGCCCGCCUCUGUCAUCAUCAGGAAGCCAGCCCACAAUGGCACCCAUCUGAGAGGUACCUGAACUGUAGGGGGAAAGCCCUGAUUAUAGUGACAUUUUAAAAAUAGCAAAAGAUAAACAAGGAAGAAAAGCUGACACCAGUCAAGAUAGGUCCACUGAUACAAGAAGCACAUGAAGAAAAGCAAGAAAGAAAUUAGAGGGCUGGAGGGAUUAAUCCUGCCCUCUCAUUAAGGGCUUCCCUUCACACAGUUCACGUAUACAGAAUUGUCAUUGACUUGAGUAGACAUGACCUGCUUCACGUGAUUUUGAGAUUCAGGUGAUGAUAUGGGAACUUAAGUGAGACUUCAGAUAAUCAUAGACCUUGCUCUCCUUUGGCAGGGAGAGGAACUGUACUAUUCCAGCAAGCUUCUGGAAACCUUGUCUAGAAUAUGGAACCAAGGAAAUUCUCAAGACUUCAGCAGGCUUCUAAAACUGUACAGCAGGGGUGAAAAAACAACUGGCUUUGUUUUACUAGAUCUACUUUGUUUUACUAGAACCUCAAGAUCCACUAGCCAGAGGCAUCCAGAGACAUCCAGUUAGAAUAGAAAAACAAAACAGGGUGCCUCUGAGCAUAUUCUGAGCCUUGAAAUUUGUUUUCAGUACCUGAACAUGAAAUCAAAGUACUUUUGCACAGAAAUUCAGCCUCUCUUAGCUUCCUUUAUUUCAGAAGCCUAAUUUUCAUGAGAAAAGUCAAUUUGUUGUUGCUAUUGUUAAGCAGUUAGAAGUCAGAAACUUAUGUCAAUCUAUGCAAAUCAUCCAGAAAUCUAACGAUAGAUCCCAAUCUAUCACCGCUGCUAGACAGGAAUGGCAAGAAAACAGAAGAAAAACAAACUUAGUUGUAUAAUUAUGUAGAAUACAGAGAAACAAGGAAACACACACUCCAUUAAAUCACAUGUAAUUACUGGCUUGUCCAAGUACAAUGCAAGUUUAGACAUAUGAUUAGAAAUAAAAUUAUGUUGCAAGUUCAUGAGUUCACACCUGAACAUCCUGUAGCCAUUCAUACUGUUAUAUCUAAUGAGCUUAUUAAAUAAUGGAGUGAUAUCUACUAUGCUGCGUAGUUCCUUGCUCAACAUGUGUUCUUUGUGAGUGACUUAUGGGUUCCACACAUGCAAGGCAAACCCAGGUUUGCCAUAAAGUCUACACUCAACAGCCAAUUUUAGCUCUCCGGUGAGUGUUGCAGUAUGAAACACAUGUUUGCAAAUACAUUUGUCACAUUCACAUUUUCAGGUUCGUUCAUAAAAUAUUUGAGGAGAAAACUUAGUCAUCUGAAAAUGCAAGAUGUGCAGAAAGGCUUCCCUUCUUAACCAGCCAAGAGUGGUUGUUGGGCCAGAAAAACCCUUAUACCACCCCUGGCAUAUUUUAAUAUCAAUGAAUUUUCCUACACAGAGUUUAUCUCCAUGGAGUAUAAGAAGUAAUAUAUAAGGCAGCUCCAAGAUGAAUAGCAUAUGCAGGGGAAAGACCCCUUGGCUCAUUCAUACACUGUGCUGUUGGAAAAUUGAAAAGAAAACAAGCCAACCUCCAUGGUGCAGACACACCCCUUCCUCCUGGCUUCACAGGUAUGCCCUGCAGGCCUUUGUCCAUCCUGCACUCUGCCCAGGUGCCUUUCAGUCCAGCAGGAUCACAGUAAAUUGUGCCUGUUAACUUAAACUGUCUUUCUUUCCUUAAACAGAGCUAUUUGCUCGCAAGCAGCAAAAAAUGACAUUUAUGAGUGGUGGUUGGUAGAUAACAAGGUAAGAUACCGCAAGGCAUCAUGCUGCACCAAAAAGUAGUAAAUGGAAUAAGAAGCAAAAAACAACAACCCAAAAAACUCUCGCCUGGGAGUGCAAUUGUCCUACAAUCGCUAUGACAGUUGUAAUUAAUGUGGCCUAUUUCUUGGAAUCUAAUUUGCAUCCAGAGUGAUAAUAAAGAGAUGCCGCUUUGAAAUGAGUUCUUAAGAACACUGGGAUAUACUUGGUCAUGCUAGUGCCUAGUCUGAUGCAACAGCACUAAGGCGAUUGUACUUUAAUGCUUGUGUGUCUC